Molecule: messenger RNA, 1350 nt
Organism: Didymella exigua CBS 183.55
Lineage: Eukaryota; Fungi; Ascomycota; Dothideomycetes; Pleosporales; Didymellaceae
Exons: 2
Coding region: 1-1350 (449 amino acids)
Molecular function (GO): protein binding
Source: RefSeq, a predicted model, not a curated record
AUGGAACCCGCUGCUGCUGGAAUCCUGUACGCGGCACAGGAUGUAUUGUCUGGUGCCGCCGCUCUCGUGAAGGGCAUUACGCACCCAACUCAACCGAUCAAAGCAAACCUCACACGAAUCACCUCUGUUCCCUUGCCACGGUCGCAGCACACCGUCUCAAUCGUGAAAGGACGAGCCUACAUCUUUGGUGGUGAGACAGCACCAGGGAAACUCGCCGACAAUGACAUGCACAUCGUAAUCCUUCCAUCAAGCGGUGUCCUCGAUGCAGACUAUACCUCGAAGCCCGCACAAGCUGCUAACGGCCUGGACGAUGUUCCAAGAUCACGAAAGGGCCACACAGCUGUUGUAAUAGGUGACACCAUUUACAUAUGUGGCGGUGAAGGACACGGGAUCACCAAUGAGAACGGCAGGAUAUGGGCAUAUCACACGGUGUCGAAUGCAUGGUCGUACCUGGACCCAGCUCCUGGCACGACGGCUCCAAGCCAUCGCGUGGGACACACUUCAGCCAGUUCAGAUCUUCCAGCUGCAAAGACUGUAACAUAUCAAGAGAAAUCUCCACAGCAGCCGGCCGAUCCCGUCAAAGUGGUCCCCGAACCGCCAGUCGAUGAUACUUGGGGCACCAUAUUUAUUGUAGGCGGCCACGAUGCCUCCAGUCGAGCGCUUGCUACCGAUGCUCUGGCCUUCGACUUGAGGUCGCGCACAUGGUCGAACAUACCUUCGCCGCCGGGGCAGCCGCGUGAGGGCGCGAGCCUCGCACUUGCGGGCAGCAGGCUGUAUCGCUUUGGAGGCAAGGGAGUCGAGACGUUCGCAUCUGGAGCAUUGGAAUACCUCGACGUUGCGCCUGUGUUUACGCAUGCCGAAGGUGGUACUACACCGCUGACCAGUGGUUGGGCCUGGCAAGAGGUAUCUCACGUCGAGUCGAAGGAAUUGUCAGCACCGCAGGCUCGAUCAAGUGCUGGCCUUGUCGAGCUCACUACUGGCCAAGGCCGGCACUAUCUACUUGCUGUCGGUGGCGAAGAUGAGGACUCCAAGUAUUUGGAUGACAUCUGGACCUUCCAGCUGCCCUCAGAGCACGCUACCGCAGCAGCAACUAAGGAUGCUAUACGCGCAAGCAUAAAGCGCAACACUCACCAAGCAACUUGGGCAGAGGUACUUUACGAGUACGUUGAUACCAAGGGCGAGGAAGAGAAGGAAAUUCCCGGUGAGCCCAGGCGUGGGCUUGGUGAAAGGGGCCAGUUCGGCCUUGCCAAAGGCACAGAAGUUGAUGGAGCCACUUGUGUCGUCUGGGGUGGGGUGGACUCUCGGGGGAAUGUACUGACCGAUGGCUGGAUGGUUACGGUCGACAGGUAG